Messenger RNA from Hyaloscypha bicolor E, 1251 nucleotides. Its product is annotated as L domain-like protein. Gene Ontology annotation, molecular function: protein binding. The record is from RefSeq and is a predicted model, not a curated record. The transcript is spliced from 2 exons. NCBI's taxonomy places the organism in Eukaryota, Fungi, Ascomycota, Leotiomycetes, Helotiales, Hyaloscyphaceae. Bases 1 to 1179 code for a protein of 392 amino acids.
AUGCCUUCGGAGAAAGAGAAGACGCCACCGUCGCAUAUCAGCAUAAACGGCGAUGACGCCGAGGGGCACGACACGCCGAAGAGCGCACGCAGCAGCUCAGGCUGGGACGGCAAGCUGCGCGUGGAAAAGAAGCUCGAACUUGCGAACCCAGAGGCGCUGAGCGAUCCAGAGCACUCGGACGAAGAGAAUGUGCUGCCUGGGGAGAUAAUCGAUGCUGAUGAAGAUCUACUCGACGAUUACCCCUUCGACAGCGAAGAGAUAGAUUUGGUACACGCCCGCAUCUCCUCCGUCCCCUCGCUCGACCUACAACGGUUCACAUCCGUUUCCCGUCUCUGCCUCCGUCAAAACAGCAUCACCGAAAUCGAAGGCCUGUCCGCGCUCGCCGCCACCCUCACCGAACUCGAUCUCUACGACAAUUUAAUCGCGCAUAUCCGGGGGCUCGAAGACCUGUUAAACCUCACGUCCCUCGACUUCUCCUUCAACAAGAUAAAGCACAUAAAAAAGAUUUCCCACCUCGUGAAACUCACCGACCUGUACUUUGUGCAGAAUAAAAUCACCUCAAUCGAGGGCUUGGAGGGCUUGGUUAAGUUGAGGAAUUUGGAAUUGGCGGCGAAUCGGAUUAGGGAGAUUCAGAAUCUGGAAAGUUUGACUGGACUAGAGGAGUUGUGGUUGGGGAAGAAUAAGAUUACUGAGAUCAAAGGGCUGGAUACGCUGCCAAACCUCAAAAUUUUGUCAAUCCAGUCAAACCGAAUCCGCUCAAUAACAGGUUUGGACAAGCUCCCACAACUCGAAGAACUCUACAUAUCACACAACGCACUCACCACCCUCUCCGGUCUCGAAAACUGCACAUCCCUUCGGGUACUCGAUAUCUCAAACAACCAGAUCACGAAGUUGGAGGGGAUAGGCCAUUUGGAGGAGAUUGAGGAGUUGUGGGCUAGUUAUAACGGCUUUGCUGAUUUUGGGGAGGUGGAGAGGGAGCUAGGAGGCAAGGGGAAGCUGACGACUGUUUAUUUUGAGGGGUGUCCGUUGCAGUUGAAGGCGCCGGCUUUGUAUAGGAAUAAGGUUCGCCUGGCGCUGCCGCAGGUUGUGCAGAUUGAUGCUAGUAAGUACCUUUUUUCUUCUUUUCGCUGGACUGGCGUGGUGGUUGGGUUGGGAGAGAAGGCUAACGUUGUUGUGUAGCUUUUGUUAGGGUCUCAUGAUGGGUGUUAGAGAGGGGUUGCAAAAUCAGCUGGGCAUGCACUUUGAAUUUGC